Messenger RNA from Peronospora matthiolae, 1038 nucleotides. The record is from the annotation of a GenBank genome assembly. Lineage: Eukaryota; Oomycota; Peronosporomycetes; Peronosporales; Peronosporaceae.
AUGACAUUCAUUGCGCAGGUCGGUCUCAUGAUCCCCCUCCGCGAUACGAUACAUCUUCGCCAUCCUUGUGUCUACCGUGAAGCUGAUGGGAUCCCGACGCCACUGACAGACUACUGCGACAAGCAUUCAUUGAUCCUGCUGCCGCGCCCAACAUCACAGCAGGCAGGGUUGAUUGAUCACUCGGUGUUGCUGGAAGCUAAGGAAAGCUGCAGGGUGGCGGGUGUGGCCUUUGACGUUGACCUACCGUCGUCGACAUCGGACUCAUGGAAGAAACUUGUGAAUCACGAUAAUGUAAUUGUGACGCCGCAUAUUGGCGCAUUGACGACCGAAGCACGAGAAAAGGUGUCACGUGGCUUAGCUUGCAAGGUGAAUGACGCGCUGGAAGGAAAUUCGUUCAAGGGUGUGCUCAAUGCGCCGAAUAUUGACUUUGGCAAGCGUGGGGAGAUCGAGCCGUUGCUGUCACUAGCGGAAAAACUUGGCAGCAUGCAGGCAAAGUUGCUUGGCAUCAGCCGUUUGAAGCGCGUGCUUGUCAUUGCGGAAGGGCCUAGGGUCACGUCAUCAGAGCUUUCGAGCCAGUUGAUGAAUGGUGUACUGAAAGUUUUGCCAUCGCACUUGCUGGAGGAAGAAGUGACGUUUGCACACGCCAAGCAGCUAGCAGACAUCAUGGGCAUCCGGACUGAGAACGAGACAUCGAAGACGAUCACACCCACAGUGUUCGGCAAGGACCAAUUUCGUUUUGUGUCGUUUGAUGGUGUCCCGAUGGAUGCCAUUCCGAGCAAAUACAUGCUAUUGUUCAAUAACACUGACCGGCCUGGUGUGCUGCACAAAGCGAAUUCGGUGCUAGCGAAGCACGAGAUCAGCAUUAAAUGUUUUGAUCUGGCGCGAGAAAAUUUUGGCACCGCUGCUGUUGGUGUGAUGAAUGUUGACGAGGCCAUCCCCGAUACCGUUAGAGAGGAACUGGGAGGGCUGGGCAUGCUCACCAAUCUUCGUCGUGCAAACUUGCUCGGGCUAGACUUGACCCUCCCUGAUCGUAUAUAG